Messenger RNA from Paramecium pentaurelia, 543 nucleotides. The record is from the annotation of a GenBank genome assembly. Lineage: Eukaryota; Ciliophora; Oligohymenophorea; Peniculida; Parameciidae.
AUGAACAACGUACUCUGCAGUUUCUCACCCUUUAUAAAUAGAAAUUCUAACAUUCAAACUGAAAACAUUGAGUUUAAGAUGAGGCUAUUACAUUUUGAACCUUUAAAUAUAAAUACUUAACCAAUUAAGCAAACAAGAAUAAAAAUAGAAAGAAAACUAUCUCCUAUUUCAAAUUAGAAUUAUACUGCUCUAUUCUUAAAUAAAAUUAAAGUCUAAAAAAUGGCAAUACAAAAAGCCAAGCUUUCCUCAAGUAUAGAUUAUAAAGCAAUGCCAUAAUUAUAAGUUAAUGAUUAUACAUAAUUUCUCUAACCAACUACUCUUGUUUUGCCUUCCACUUAAAGAAGCAAUAAAAAAUAUUUUAGUUAAUCAAAACCAUAGAAAUGCAAAGAUAAUUCAUUAAUUGAAUCUGAAAAAAAGGCUCAAUUUAAAAUUCCCUUUCGUUUACCAAAAAUUGAAAAGUGUAUCGAAAUGAAUGAAUCAAGAAGCUCUCUUAAUCGUUGGACUAUGAAUAGCUCUUCCAGUCUUUUAUAAGCUCAUAAAUGA